AUGACGACAACUGCGAACUUCACCGGUCAUGAAAAGCAGACCACAUUGAGUAAUCCUCUAGUGCCAUACUGUUCCCCAGAAUUAGCUGAAGGUAUACAACAUCCGCUUGUAUGUCUUAUUGUGCUGAACAUUUUCCUGUCCAUCUGUGCGUUUCUUGGGAACUCGUUAAUCCUAGUUGCGCUUCACAAGAAAUCAUCUCUUCACACGCCGUCUAAACUUCUUCUCCGUUGCCUGUCAGCAUCUGACCUCUGCGUUGGGCUCAUUGCAGAACCAGCCAUUGUUGUGUAUUGGACUUCACUNCCUGUCAGCAUCUGACCUCUGCGUUGGGCUCAUUGCAGAACCAGCCAUUGCUGUGUAUUGGACUUCACUAGUUUUUGGGGGGAACGCGACCUGUCGAUACUCAGCUCUCAUCAGCCACAUCACGGGUUACAUAUUGGGCUCAGUGUCUCUGCUAACACUUACGGCAAUAAGCAUCGAUAGGCGCUUAGCACUGAUGCUGGGGCUCAAAUACAAACAGAUUGUAACUUUGAAGCGAACAUGCAUGACCUUGAUCGCUGUGUGGCUUCUUUCCAUUAUCGGCACCACACUCUAUUUUGUGAAUUAUUUCAUAACACGGUGGUAUGGUAACAUUAUAAUAUUAUCGUGCCUGGUAACUUCUAUUUACGCUUAUGCCAUGAUUUUUCGUUUUCUUCGCUGUCAUUCAUAUAAAGUCAAAAAAACUGCCUAUCAAGGACAACCGGGCCAAAACCUCCAGCCGCUUAACCUUGCGCGAUACAAGAAGUCGGUCAAAACUGCGCUGUGUGUACAGCUAACUUUAGUAGUCUGUUAUCUUCCAUAUGCUGCAGCACACGCUUUGCCUAAAAGACCACAUGAAGUAUCCAAGUCUCUAUAUCUUGUAAGGGCGAUGGCGCUGACUUUAGUUGAUCUAAAUUCGACACUGAACCCAAUUCUUUAUUACUGGAGGAUCAGAGAAGUAAGACGAUCAGUGAAGGAAAGUCUGAAGAAGACUGGCCUGUUCUAG
Messenger RNA from Porites evermanni, 1021 nucleotides. Lineage: Eukaryota; Metazoa; Cnidaria; Anthozoa; Scleractinia; Poritidae. The record is from the annotation of a GenBank genome assembly.